GGUGAAUAGUGGUGAAUGAAGGGCAGAUUGGGAGUGAAUGGUGGCAAGGAGAGUCAGAGGGGGAUGGGAGGGAGGUGCAAGAGUAGAGCGGAAUGAAAGUGGGUAGUGUGGAGCCACCUGAGGGAAUGCCUGUGCAUUCGAUUUUGAAUGAAUCGAGAUUAUGGGUGAGACUGAGUAAGUGAUAGGAAAUUGAGGCAUGGGCUAAAGUGACCAAAAGUGAAAGUAGGAGCAGACUGAGUAAAUGGAGCAAUUCACACGGUGAAUGUGUAUGGAGUUGAUAACGCAGGAGAGUGCAAAUUGUUUUGAGCACAGAGUGUGAAUAAAUGAUGGUUUAUGGGGCAUGUUAAGGGUGAGAGAGGUGAAUUUAGGUGGAACGUGGGAGGGAAUGGAGGUAAUAUGGGGCACAGAGGGAAGAAUGGGGAGCACAAGGGACAGAGGAAGAGGGACUGAAGCCGUAUACAUGGUAGAACAUGAAUGUGUGCAUCAGGCUGAGUUCGAGUGGUGACACUCUGAGGGAGAAGGGGAGUGGCUAGAGUGAAUGGGGGGCAGACUGGGACCCGACAGGGGUGAUGCGGGGCUCCAGGAAUGUCCAGAGAUCCCAGCAUCCAUCAGCCAGGUGAAGGAGAUGCCGCAUGUGCAUGAAUGGAGCUAAUGCUGGGCAGAGUGAGAGGGAAUAGAAGCAAAAAGAAGAAGGCAAGUGACUGUGGGGACUGUGAGCCAAAGGGAAAGACAAAGGUCACAGGUCACAUGGCCCCAAGUCAAUAAACUGGGGAAACAUGGGGACCAGUGUUAGCAAAAAGUGGUGAAUUCAGGGCAGAAUGUGAUUGGAUGAAGGUACUAUGGGGCAGAAUGAAAACAACUAGACAUGAGAUCAGGUGCAGAAUGGGAGUUGUUCCAGGAGGAACAGGGGUUACACUGGAAAUUUCUAUGAGUGAGAUCAUUUCGAAGAACAAGAGGCAGACUUAAUGGAGUCAACGAAGAGAAAGUGAGGAAUGGGGCUGAGCAAGCGUAGAAGGAGAAUCUGCAGGUAACCUGAGCUAGUGUCAGGGAAUGGGAGUAAAUGUGGGAGUGGUGUUGGAGAGAACAAUGGUGAAGAAGGGGCAGCAAGAGAGUGAAUGAGGGAGAGAAUGAGGCCCAGAGUCCGGGAACCAAGCCGAAGGCUGGGCUACAUGAGCGUGAAUGGGAGUCGCUUCGUGCGGUGUCAAGGAGCAGAGGGGAACCUGGAAAAUGAGAGUCUGAGAGUGAGCAGAGGUGAAGGAAUACGACGUGAGAGAACUGGGGCCAUGAGAGGAGAGGGUUAAGGAACCGUGGCCAUAGGAGGCCCAGCAUGCAGGAAGGGUAGUGUACAAGAGGCAGUGUAAGUGAACGGUGCAGGGUGGAGGGGGCUGGAAUAAAAGCUGGAACAAGAAUGGAGGCAGAACAGCAGUAGAGGGCACAUCUCCAUCAUGUGUCGUGAUCAUACACGUGACUAUACACGUGUCGUGUAUAAUAUGUAGUGGAGGGCAUAGUGUGAUCGAAUGGGGCAAACGUGGCCAGAUCCCAGGAAAUUAGGGUGUAGUAAGUGAAGUGAACGAGGUGCCAAGAAUGGGUAAAUGGAGGUAACAAGGGGCGGAAGGCGAGGGUAUGAUGGCCAUAUUGUGCAGCGCAUGAGAAAUCGAGGUGUUAGGAGGCAGUGUGGUGAACCAAGCUGACUGCUGAGCAGAGUGAGGGGAACGGAGGCGAUGAGGGGCAGAGUGAGUGGAAAUGGAGGGAACCAAGUGGUAGAGCAAGAUUCAAAACAGUGGAGUGGCACCAUGUUAAGGAAAGUGCAGGAAUGUGGGCUGAGUGUGAGGCCCAGGACCUGAGUCCUAUCUGUGUCUCCAGCUCCUUUCUUCCUGCAUUUCUUUCUGACAUCUCAGGGUUUCUCCCUGGUUUUGCCCCCUCCCAUCUUUAUGUACAGGUCAGUAUCAUUUUUUCCCUUGUGUGUCCGUCUCUAACAGAGAUGGCACUGGGAAAGACAGUGAGGGUGUCCAGCCCUCUGGCUUCUGUGUUCCAGAAUCUACUACAUGGUGUUUGCUCACAGGGCCCAGAGUUCCAGAAUGCUCCUAGUUCUGAACAGGGCAGCGUCUGAGUCUGGAGCAAAGAGUUGGAUAGGAGGGCCUACAGGCGUUAUCAUGCAGACCUUGGUCACUGUGGUGGUGACUCUGGCCACACUGAUGGUUGCCACCGUGGAUGCGAAGAUCUAUGAACGCUGUGAACUGGCAGUGAAGCUGGAGAAGGCAGGCCUCAAUGGCUUCAGGGGCUACAGCGUUGGAGACUGGCUGUGCAUGGCACACUAUGAGAGUGGCUUUGACACCUCCUUCGUGGACCACAAUCCUGACGGCAGCAGCGAGUAUGGCAUUUUCCAGCUGAAUUCUGCCUGGUGGUGCAACAACGGCCUUACACGCACCCAGAACCUCUGUCACAUAGAGUGUCGAGACCUGCUCAACCGCCAUAUUCUAGAUGAUAUCUUGUGUGCCAGGCAGGUGGUGUCCUCACAGAAUGGUAUGGCUGCUUGGGAUUCAUGGACCCGGCACUGUUCUGGCCAUGAUUUAUCUGAAUGGCUCAAGGGAUGCAAUAUGCAUGUGAAACCUGACGCAAAGAAGAUUAAUAAUUUGUGA
Neogale vison (American mink) is the source of this 2639-nucleotide messenger RNA. Its product is annotated as sperm acrosome-associated protein 5-like. Gene Ontology annotation, molecular function: lysozyme activity. Gene Ontology annotation, biological process: fusion of sperm to egg plasma membrane involved in single fertilization. The record is from RefSeq and is a predicted model, not a curated record. Gene Ontology annotation, cellular component: acrosomal vesicle; sperm flagellum. The coding region runs from base 2046 to 2639 and encodes 197 amino acids. The transcript is spliced from 4 exons. NCBI's taxonomy places the organism in Eukaryota, Metazoa, Chordata, Mammalia, Carnivora, Mustelidae.